Kwoniella shivajii is the source of this 2139-nucleotide messenger RNA. RefSeq lists its product as uncharacterized. Lineage: Eukaryota; Fungi; Basidiomycota; Tremellomycetes; Tremellales; Cryptococcaceae. The transcript is spliced from 6 exons. Gene Ontology annotation, biological process: ceramide biosynthetic process; sphingosine biosynthetic process. Gene Ontology annotation, molecular function: serine C-palmitoyltransferase activity; pyridoxal phosphate binding. Gene Ontology annotation, cellular component: serine palmitoyltransferase complex. The coding region runs from base 1 to 2139 and encodes 712 amino acids. The record is from RefSeq and is a predicted model, not a curated record.
AUGCCUCGACCAGCUAAAAGAGGUGCAUCAGGAGCGUCCACACCCCCAUCAUCCUUAUCUUCUUCGCCACCUUCCAAACCUCUGUAUCCCGCUAUAUCCUUCAGAUCAUCUUCACCUUCAUCAUCUGCUAACCAUAAAGAAUCAUCGGUCACGGCUCGAUCUUCAUUAUUGAAUGUUCUCACACGACCUCAUCAUUCUUCCAAUUCCAUCAAAACUAUCCCAUCGAUCAAUCAGGAUAACUCGUCAGAUGAAGAUACAGUCUUAUCUGAUCAAUCAACAAUCUCUUCUUACGCGUCGUCCAUAGUCAGUGGAACAAGUAGUACAUUCACCUCAAAUGAAGAUAUAGCAGAAGUUUACAGGAAUUAUCUCGAGAAACCUUUUGUUAGCACUAAAAGUACAAUCAAGCAUUCUGAAUUUGGUCAUUGUAACAACCCAAACUGGAGAUGGACAAGUCAAUGGAACCCCGAUGAACCAAUUCACCCAAGUGAAGAACCUCAUCCACCUUAUUUCACACUCUUGACCACUUAUAUCAGUUAUAUCCUGUUAAUCGUCAUUGGACAUAUGAGGGAUUUCUUUGGUAAAAGAUUCAAGCCUGCUGAUUACGCUCACUUGAUGCCUCAAAAUGGAUACGCCGCACUCAACUCUGAUUUCGAUUCAUUCUAUACUCGACGACUGAAACAAAGAUUGGAAGACUGUUUCGCCCGACCUACCACUGGUGUACCUGGACGAACGAUCGUAUGCUAUGAUCGAGCUUCCACAAACGAGAACAAAACUUUCAACUUGACAGGGACCACCACGCGAGCAUUAAACGUUUCUUCUUACAAUUACCUCGGAUUCGCUUCUUCCACCGGUGGAUGUGCAGAUGCUGUUGAAGCUUCUCUUAGAAAGUAUGGAGUUUCAGGCGCAGGACCAAGACAUGAUGCUUCAACACUUGACUUACAUCUACAAACUGAAAACCUAGUAGCGAAAUUCAUAGGUCAAGAAUCAGCAAUGGUAGUUUCGAUGGGAUUCGCAACAAACUCAACUACCAUUCCUGCCAUAGUAGGAAAAGGUUGUUUAGUUAUUUCUGACGAGUUCAAUCAUUCCUCCAUUCGAUUUGGUGUCAGAUUGUCUGGUGCAAGCUUGAGGUCUUUCAAGCAUAACGAUGUCGACGCUUUAGAAAAACUGUUGAGAGAAGUGAUCUCUCAAGGUCAACCUAGAACUCACAGACCAUGGAAAAAGAUCUUGGUUAUUGUAGAAGGUCUAUACUCUAUGGAAGGUAGUUUGGUCAAUUUACCUGUUCUACUUGAACUCAAAAAGCGAUACAAGUUCUACCUCUACGUCGAUGAAGCUCACUCCAUCGGUGCUUUGGGUCCUAAUGGACGAGGAGUAUGCGACUACUUUGGCGUUGAUCCUCGAGAAGUUGACAUAUUAAUGGGAACAUUUACGAAAUCAUUCGGUGCAGCAGGUGGAUACAUUGCAGGAUCAAAAGCAUUAAUAGACAGACUAAGACUUCGUUCACACGCUACUUGUUAUGCUGAGAGCGUUUCACCACCUAUCUUAACCCAAAUCAUAGCGUCAAUGGGUUCGAUCAUGGGAGUUGCACCACCUUUAGCUACACCACCAACGGAAGAUGAUAGAUCAGAUUCAUUAUCAAUCACGUCGACGAAAUCUAGACCAACUGUAUAUGGACCUGCACCUACAUACAUCCUACCUUCUUGGAUGAAACUACCAUUGAACCUCUUGAACGGAACUGAAGGUAGAGAAAGGUUAAGACGAUUAGCAUUCAAUUCAAGAUACUUGUCAAGCGGUUUGAGAAAAUUAGGUUUCAUCGUUUAUGGUCAUCGAGAUUCACCUAUCAUCCCUUUGUUGAUCUACAACCCAGGUAAAAUGCCUUGGUUUUCUCAAUUGAUGUUAGAUAGAUUAGGUCCAGAUAGGACCCCUAUCGUGGUCGUCGUCGUCGCCUACCCAGCAACUCCAUUGAUUACCUCUAGAGUCAGAUUCUGUUUAUCAGCUUCACACACCAAAAACGAUAUCGAUUUAAUCUUGCGAGCAUGUGACGAAGUUGGUGAUUUAUUAGGUUUGAAAUAUGGUACCCAAACCAUGAACGUCGAGGAAGUAAUUGCAAGUGCAGAGGAAUUAGUUUCUGCCCAAUUCUAA